Adineta steineri is the source of this 4833-nucleotide messenger RNA. The record is from the annotation of a GenBank genome assembly. Lineage: Eukaryota; Metazoa; Rotifera; Eurotatoria; Adinetida; Adinetidae.
AUGAAUAACAACAAUAAUAAUACGCCAUUAUCAAAUCGAUGCGACAGUAUCGAUACAGGAUCGAUUCUUUCAUCCAUUUAUUCAACAAAUAGUGUCUCAUCUGCAACAACAUCAAAUAUUAAUUUACCAAAUCAUUCAUUAUCACAACAGACACCUUCAACAAUAACUUCUGAAUUAGAUUCAUCAGUAAUAAAUAAUACAUCUGUACAACAAAAUGAUCAACGUCGACAAAUUAUUCAACAUCUUGCUCUUUUACUUCAUGCACAUAAAUGCCUUCAACGUGAACGACAAGCUAUUAAUACUGGAGACAAUCAUGAAACAACAUCUCAAUAUCCUUGUCCAGUACCGCAUUGUACAACAAUGCGUACUGUACUUCAACAUAUGACUAAAUGUUCUGAUUUUAAAAAUUGUCCUUUUACAAAUUGUGUACAAUCUCGUCAUAUAAUUCUACAUUGGAAGAAUUGUCAAACACCCAAUUGUUUUCUAUGUGGUUCAUUGAGAAAGCCAUCUACAAUGCGAUCACAAAAUCCACCAAAUCGAGAAUGGCAACAACUCAUACAUCAAGAUCAUCGAAGUCAUUUAGUAAAAAAAGUUACUUCAGCUUUAUUAGGUACAAUUCAACAAGAUAGUCAUUCAUUAAACCCAGAUCGUGUAGCUGCUAUAACAAAUUAUGCUCAAAAAACAGAAGCUGAUGCAUACAAUGCAGCUACAAGUCAUGAAGAUUAUUUUCAACGUUUAGCUGAACGAAUAUAUCGAAUUCAAAAAGAGUAUGACGAAAAACAAUCGUUAAAAAGACAACAAGCUACAACUAUAACAUCAAUUGAUAGAUUAGCGGGUGAGCAAGGUCCACCAAAUCGUAUUGCACCGCAAAUAGAUUAUCCAAUAACACAAAUUAAAACAGAACCAAUGAUUCAUCAUCCGCCAACUAUAACAACAGUACCUCUUGAUAAACAGCGUGGUGCAGCUGAUGCUAGCAAUCGAUUAGCUGUCCAUAAUAAUAAUUCAAAUGUACAUACAGAUACAAAUGGAAAUCAUAGUGAUACAAUACAUAUUAAAACGGAAGAGAUUUCAUUUAAUCAUGAUUCAAAAAAUCAUACAUCAACCAUUGUUAAAAAACAAGACGAAAUCACUAUGGGAAAAUCUUUUAGUAACAGUAAUAUAGAAAAAACAACAGUUGAAACAAUAAAAAGUGAAAUGAUUGAUACAGACUCAAAUAACUCAAAUAAUCGUCCGCCCAUUGAUGCAACAAGUAAAUCCUUACCAAAAUAUCCAGCCGUUUUUUCCCCUGAAGAUAUCCGAGAAAAAUUUACACCUAUACUUCGUCAUAUGUUUGAUCAAGAAGAAGGUUUUUGGUUUCGUCAACCAGUUACAGAAGCAAUUGCACCGGGUUAUUUCGAUAUAAUUAAAUGUCCAAUGGAUUUUUCUACAAUAUUCAAAAAAUUAGAUGAAAAUCAAUAUCCAACACCAUUUAAAUUAUGUGAAGAUAUUUGGCUUGUUUUUAAUAAUACAUGGGCAUUUAAUAAAAAAACCCACCGUGCCCAUAAAGCUGGUGUUAAACUUGCUGAUAUAUUUAUGGAAAAUGUUGAUCCAAUAAUGCAAGACUAUGGUUAUUGUUGUGGACGUCAAUAUGUAUUUUUACCACCAGCAAUGUUUUGUUAUGGUAUCGGUGGUAUAUGUUGUACAAUUCCACGUGAUGGUGAUUAUUUUUAUUAUAAAAAUCCUGAUUCAGCACGAAAUAAUUUAUCGGGUGAUAAAUAUACAUUUUGUAAAAAAUGUUUCGAUUCAGUUAAAUCUGAAUAUAUAUCAGUUGGUGAUGAUCCAGCACAAACAUUAGUUGAAUUACCUAAAUGCGAAUUUAUUCAAGCGAAAAAUGAUCAUCAAGAACCCGAAACUGUGACAGAUUGUAUUGUUUGUUCAAGACGUUUUCAUAAUAUAUGUGUACUUUAUCAUGAACAUAUAUGGCCUGAAGGUUAUGUUUGUAAACUAUGUACACAACAAUAUAAUGUUAAACGAAAAGAAAAUCGUUAUUUAGCACAUAAGUUAACAAUGACUGAUUUAGCUAAUACAUUAGAAAAACGUGUUAAUGAUUUCCUUCGAAAAGAAUGUGAUUUCAAUAAUGAUGGACGUGUUACAAUCCGAGUUUUAGCAGCAAGUGAUCGAAUAUGUGAAGUUAAACCAAGAUUAAAAAAUCAUUUUGGCUCAACAAUACCUGAUGGAUAUCCAUAUAGAACAAAAGCUAUAUUUGCAUUUCAAGAAAUCGAUGGAGUUGAUGUUGUUCUUUUUGGUAUGCAUGUACAAGAGUAUGAUAGUCGAUGUCCAGCACCAAAUACAAGACGUGUAUAUAUCUCAUAUCUUGAUUCUGUACAUUAUUUUCGACCUAAACAACAACGAACAGCACUUUAUUAUGAAAUUCUUAUUGGUUAUCUUGAAUAUGUUAAACAAUUAGGAUUUGUUUAUGCACAUAUAUGGGCAUGUCCACCAAGUGAAGGUGAUGAUUAUAUAUUUCAUUGUCAUCCAGUUGAACAACGUGUACCAAAACCAAAACGUUUACAAGAAUGGUAUAAAACAAUGUUAGAUAUGGCUGUUGAUCAACGAGUUGUUGUUGAUUAUAAAGAUAUUGUAAAAGAUUGUACUGAUAGUGGUGUAAAUAAAGCAACUGAUCUUCCAUAUUUCGAAGGUGAUUUUUGGACAAGUACAAUAGAAGAAUUAAUUAAAGAAAUUGAUACAGAAGAAGAAGAUAGACGAAAAUUAGAAGAACUUGAAGCCGUAAAAGCAUGUGAUGAUAUAUGUUUUGAUGAUUCGAUUGAAACUGAAGAACCAACAGAAUUAUCCGAUAAACGUAAAUCCGGUGGUGGUACAACACAUAAAAAGAAGAAUUUCAAAAAAACUACAAGUCAACGUCGAACAACACGAAAAAAUAUGACAACUGGAAGUGAUCUUAUUACAAAAAUCUAUGGCACAAUGGAAAAACAUAAAGAAUCAUUUUUCGUUGUUCGUUUACGUAAUCUACUAUCAAUAUCUGCAACAUUAACCGAUACAGAUCCAUUAAUUCAAUGUGAUUUGAUGGAAUCUCGUGAUGCAUUUUUAAAUUUUGCUCGUGAAAAACAUUGUGAAUUUUCUUCACUACGUCGUGCAAAAUAUUCUACAAUGGUUUCAUUAAUAGAAUUACAUUCAUCAACAGCAGAUAAAAUGUCACAUUCAUGUAAUUCAUGUCGACAACAAUGUGAUAUUAGAUAUCAUUGUACUAUAUGUGACGAUUAUGAUUUAUGUAAUAAAUGUAUUACAAUUGUUAAACAUGAACAUCGUAUGGAUCGUUUGGACGAAAUAAAUCAAACAACAACAAAUUCUGAUACACCAAUGAAUUUACAACAACAACGACAAGCCACAAUGCAAAAAAUGGUUGAUGCUAUACGACAUGCUAUACAAUGUCGAAAUGCAAAUUGUAUAUUUAAAAAUUGUUCACCAUGCAAACGCUUACUUCAACACGUAAAUGAUUGUACUAAAUUAGCAAGAAAUCAAUGUCAACAUUGCAGUAAACUUCUGGCACCUAUAUGGUUUCAUACAAAAACUUGUACUGAUCAACAUUGUCCAUUACCAUUUUGUCAAAGUUUUAAACAUAAGAUUCAACGUCAACGUGCAGCAACUAUGCAAGCUGAUCGAAGACGUAUUAAAGCUAUGCAUCGAGCUAAUAUAAGACCAGCUCCCUCACCACUGACUUCACAAAAUACUGAACCGACACCAACAACAACAACUUCAACAGCAAAUACAACAGCGACAAAGACAACAACUAAUCAAUAUCAUUCUUCAAUGGAAUCAGCUUCACCAAGUUCAUCAGGUAAAAUGAUGCCAUCAGGUGGUAAAAGUGGCAAACCAUCAUCUAUAAAUGGAUUAGUACGAACUAAUUUACUUCAACCACCACCAUCAUCAUCUCUUCAACAACAACAACAUCCUGCAUAUUAUAAUGGUGGCACUAGUAAUUCUAUCGGUAGUAGUAAUGGAUAUCCAAUGACAAUGACACAUUCUCAACCACCAUCACAACAAUGGAUGGCAGCACAACAACCAAAUCGGUAUGCAUCACAUGGAGGAAAACCAAUGAAUUAUGGCCAACAGAGAAUGCCUUAUCCAGUAGAAUCAUACAUAAUGAGACCACAAACACCACAAAUACCAGCACCUUCAUCAGAUUAUCCAUAUACACCAAGUAUAGCUCAAUCAAGUUAUUCAUCAUAUCCUCAACCAAUGGACACUAAUCCAGGAGGUAUGAUACGUACUGCGAAACCAAUGUUAUCACAACCAUCACAAGUAUCUAAUCGAUAUCCAGUCAAUGCAUAUUAUAAUCAACCUACAUCGAUACCAUAUCAACAACAACAACCACAGAUGCCAUCAGCACCACAUCGUUCUUUUUCACAAAAUAUGACUCCAAAUUAUCCAACAACAAUACCUUCAAAUGGUACUCUUAAUAAACCAAAUAUAAUUGAAUCAAUCGAAUUAAAAUCUGAAGAUUCUUUCGAUGAUCUAUCUAAAUUACAAGUACCACAAUCUCAACAACAACAACAAAUGUUCUAUCCAAUGUUACAAUCUCGUUCACGUGCACAAUCACCUUCAUAUUAUCCAACUAUGCCACCAACAAAUAAUAGUUAUUACUCUUCGCAACGUUCAUUAGCACCAUCAUCUGAAUAUAAUAUGAGUGUUGGACGUGGUGUCCGUGUAUCAUCUGUACCUCCAAAUACUUAUGGAACAUUACCAGUUCAACAACGAGUUUACGGUCCACCUUCAGCCAAUGAUCUUACAAUAGGACUUCAAUCAACACCAUCACCAUCUGUAAAUCCACAUUAA